Molecule: messenger RNA, 468 nt
Organism: Penicillium coprophilum
Lineage: Eukaryota; Fungi; Ascomycota; Eurotiomycetes; Eurotiales; Aspergillaceae
Exons: 2
Coding region: 1-468 (155 amino acids)
Source: RefSeq, a predicted model, not a curated record
AUGGGCAGUAUGAUCCAGCAUUCGAUGGCUCUCACUAUAACUCAACUUUGUUGUGGCAAUAAAAUAGAGCCAUUACCAUUACUCACCCAGGACCCGGAUUAUACAGAGGCAGCAGAAACGAUCCUAACCAAGAAAGGAUUCAAAAUUGUUGGACUCUACGGCGCAGGAGGAUUCGCGGAAAUCGACGAGGAAUCAAUCGUGAUAUCGCCCUUUGCUGCCGCCCCAGUGAAGCAGAUUAUCGCCGAUCUUGCUCGUCCCAUACUCAUUAUUUCCACUGGCUUUGAUGUCUUCAAUAGCAAUGAAAAGCCAUUGGCGGAUGCUGAAUCUCCGAGAACAAGACAAAUGUGGCUUGAUUAUGAUACCUUUAGCCUUCCAAGCCAUUCUGAUGAUGUCGAAAUAGGCUGUGCAUUGAAAGGAUUAUAUUUGUAUCAUAGACGCCAGCAACCUCUGGAUUCGCAUGGAGCUUGA